Molecule: messenger RNA, 1597 nt
Organism: Aphis gossypii (cotton aphid)
Lineage: Eukaryota; Metazoa; Arthropoda; Insecta; Hemiptera; Aphididae
Product: reticulon-4-interacting protein 1 homolog, mitochondrial-like
Cellular component (GO): mitochondrion
Molecular function (GO): oxidoreductase activity; zinc ion binding
Source: RefSeq, a predicted model, not a curated record
AACCGAUUGAUAACGGUCUGAGGGAGCACCAUCAGCACAAAUCCGGUGGAAAUUGAAUAAUAUAAUAUAUCAUUAUGUCUAAAUCAAACACAAUAUUUUCAUUAGUCUUUCGAUCAUUUCCAAUUUCGCCGUCGAGGAACACGUUCGUGGCUCGGACAAUUCGACGCCGUACAUUUACCUCCAGCUACAGCGCCACAGCCGACGACAUGACUGUUGACAUACACACCGAUGACAAGUCGGGAACGACUCCAACUCAAACUGCUUGGUCAUCGAAAAUGAUUGCUUGGCAAGCUCACUCAUACAACACUGUCGACGAUUUGGUACUGACCAGCAAUGCUCGGUCGCCAACCAUGGUGGAAGCCAAUGAAGUGUUGGUGCGCGUCAAAGCUUCGUCUGUCAAUCCACUCGAUGUGCUCAUGGCCGAGGGCUUUGGUCAGGUACUGUUGGGCACCAUUCGCCAAGCACAGCAAAUGUCCUUACACAAACCUGUUGAGUUUCCAUUAACUUUGGGACGUGAUUUUUGUGGAGAAAUCAUAGCCAAAGGGGUCAAAGUCAAGAGCUUUAAUGUUGGCGAUGUGGUCAUGGGUGUAGUGCCACCCUUCCAACAAGGUUGCCAUUCAGAAUUUGUUGCCGUUCCCGCAGGUCUGGUAGCUAAGAAACCAGAUCAUUUAACUAAUGAAGAAGCAGCAGGAUUACUGUACACAGGCAUGACUGCUUGGUCUGCGUUGAAAUUAUUUGGCGGCUUAUAUGUUAUGAAAGCUACCAACAAAAAUGUAUUAGUCAUUGGUGGAUCUGGGGGUGUUGGUAAUUGUGCCAUACAAUUAUUAAAGCAUUGGGGUGCUAAGGUGACUACUACAUGUGAUUCAACUGCCAUAAACUUAGUGAAAAGUCUUGGACCUGAUAAUAUUAUAGAUUAUACAGCUAAAAAUGCAAAACAACAGUUAGAAGAACAUGGAAAGUAUGAUAUAAUCCUAGAUGCAGCUGGAAUAUCAUAUAAUAAAAUUGGUUCUUAUACACCUUUAUUAAAAGAGUGGUCUUAUGCUGCAUUUAUUACACUUCGUAGUCCCAUUUUACACAAUACAGAUUCAUAUGGCUUUGUAGGGGGUAUGUUUAAAAAUGCAAUUGAUCUUCUAAUUCCAAACAUUUUAUCUGGAGCAGUAUUCAAAGGUUCUACAAUUCGAUGGGGUACUUUUAUUCCUGUCGAGUGUGGUGUAAAAGAACUCGCUAAGUUAGCUGAAGAAAAGAAAAUUUUAAUUCCUUUAGAAAAAACUUUUAAAUUUAUAGACCUUAAGGAUGCAUACAAAAGAGUACAGGAAGGACAUUUAAGAGGCAAAGUUAUUAUAACUUUUGAUAAACCUAGUAUGGAUAAAGCUAGAUUAACUAAUUAAGUGUUAUUUAUUGUAAUUAGAUUCUCUUUUGAUGUUCACCAUAAUGAAUAAUCAUCAAUCAUUAUACACAAUUUUGUUAUCUGUUGAUAGUUUUAAAAUUAUUUGUUUUCAUGAAUAUUAUUUUUCUAAGAAAUAUUCCUAAUAAUAAUAAAUUAAUAUUAAUGCUGUUAUAUUAAAUUGUUUGUUAAAAAGUUAAUAUUGUUACCAAA